AAUAUGUCAGUCAAAUGAAAGUCUAACCGUUUUUUUUUCACCCCAUCUUUCGCGAUAGCAAAACAGAAAUAUUUCAGUCAUGGAGCCAAAGAGGAAAUUGCAGUACUCCGUCACCUUCGACGACAAAUCGCUGAGCACCGAUUCCGCGGAGGUGACGGUCAGCGACGACGACCAGACGCCCGCCUUCACCAAAACCGCCACCAAUUCGAGCGCCCUCCGCGGCGAAGGCGGCGACAUGAACAGCGAGUCCACCAUCAGCACCAGCAUCCUCGACGAGCUCGAGGAGGUCAAGCUGCUCAGGCGCAAGGUCAACGAGCUGGAGGCCAAGAACAAACUGUUGGAUUAUCAAGUGGAGAAAGUUAACACCUAUUUAGUGCACGAGAAGACGAAGAAUUGCAAGUUGGAGAAGAAGCUGCAAUUCGUCAGAGAUAACCAAGACGUGUUCAUGAAAUUGAAGGAGGCCUACGUUAAUAUGAGAUACAACCAAGCGGCCGGUAGGAAGAUGAUCGAACUCAGGGAGAAGAGCCAGCAAACGUGGGAUGGGAUCCUGUGCAGGGCUUGCAUUGGGGCCGAGCAAAUGAGAAGGCAAUUGGAGGCCGUCAAGGAAACCUACAAGGGAUCGUACAUCAUUAAACCUUUUCAGCUGGAGAAACUGUUGAGUACGGUGAAAUGCUUGAAAGAUCAGAUCGAUAAAAGAGAACAGAGUUGGUCGUUGAACGUUGAAAGGGAUCUACAGUUGCGUACGCAAAUAGAGACGCUGGAAAGCGAAAAUUCUUUGUUAAGGGAUUUAUUGAAAAAUAGGGAUGCGUUCCCGUCCGAUGAUACUUUCAGCAGCGACAAAACGUCCAGUUCCGAAUUGGCGCUGUUCAAGAAAAUUAUCAUCAAAUACGAAAAGAAGAUAAGGGAAUUACAAUUGAACAACAAUAAUCCUGUGAAGUUAUCCAUAUCUUUUGAUGACAAGGAACGACGAAUAAUCGCUCAACUCAUGGCAAAAUAUGUAAUGAGGAAACGUCGCAAAUAUUGGGAUAUGAAACGUUGUGGAAGUUUCGAAAAUAAAUCUGGUGUCUGUAUAAAUAACGCGUAGUGCUUACGGAAAAAAGUCUUCCUGUCACUUCUUAAUAACAAGAAACAACGAUAUUGGUUUUUUUUCACGUGCAAUUGAAGUUAGCAAUUCUGUAUCCA
Molecule: messenger RNA, 1182 nt
Organism: Phyllotreta striolata
Lineage: Eukaryota; Metazoa; Arthropoda; Insecta; Coleoptera; Chrysomelidae
Source: the annotation of a GenBank genome assembly